This is a messenger RNA of Tauraco erythrolophus (red-crested turaco), 1084 nucleotides long. The record is from RefSeq and is a predicted model, not a curated record. Lineage: Eukaryota; Metazoa; Chordata; Aves; Musophagiformes; Musophagidae.
CUGCUCUGAUCCUGACUGGUCUGAUGAACCUCAUUGGUCCCGGCAGGACAAACUCCGUGCAGCGGAGUCAGACUCCCUGGCCGGAGUCGGGUGGAGUGGAUUUCUUCUUUGUGCCAUUGCAAUGCUCCUUGUGAUAUUUCCCAUGUUUACCUUUCCGAAAAAGCUUCCUCCUCGACAUAAAAAAAAGAAAAAGAAAAAGAUGAACUCUGAUGAUGUUUCAAGUGAUGAUGAAGUCAUGAAAGAGAAAACAAAUAGCAAAAUACAAGCAGACAGUGCAGUACCUGCUUCUAUGGGAUUUGGAAAGAACGUUAAAGAGCUUCCAAGAGCAGCUGUCAGGAUCUUAAGCAACAUGACAUUCCUUUUUGUGAGUUUGUCAUACACAGCUGAGAGUGCCAUUGUCACAGCUUUUAUUACCUUCAUUCCCAAGUUCAUCGAGUCACAGUUUGGCAUCCCAGCUUCCAAUGCCAGCAUCUACACUGGUGUGAUUAUUGUCCCGAGUGCUGGUGUUGGUAUUGUCCUAGGCGGCUACAUUAUAAAAAAACUGAAACUUGGUGCGAGAGAGUCUGCAAAGUUGGCUAUGAUCUGCAGUGGUGUGUCUCUGCUCUGCUUUUCAACUCUCUUCAUUGUUGGAUGUGAAAGCAUUAAUCUAGGGGGAAUAAAUAUACCUUACACGACUGGUCCCACUCUUGCCAUGGCCCACAGGAAUCUGACUGGGAGCUGUAAUGUUAACUGUGGAUGUAAGAUUCAUGAGUACGAGCCUGUCUGUGGAUCAGAUGGAAUAACAUAUUUUAAUCCUUGCCUAGCUGGCUGCAUCAAUGGUGGAAACCAUAGCACAGGGGUAAGAAAUUACACAGAAUGUGCCUGUGUCCAGAGUCGCCAGGUGAUCACUCCGCCAACGGUGGGCCAGCGCAGCCAGCUCCGGCUGGUUAUUGUCAAAACCUACCUGAAUGAGAACGGCUACGCUGUUUCUGGGAAGUGUGAUCGAACCUGCAACACGCUUAUCCCGUUCCUGAUAUUUCUCUUCAUUGUUACCCUUAUAACAGCAUGCGCCCAGCCGUCAGCAAUCAUAGUGACACUCAGGUGA